Molecule: messenger RNA, 2778 nt
Organism: Dovyalis caffra
Lineage: Eukaryota; Viridiplantae; Streptophyta; Magnoliopsida; Malpighiales; Salicaceae
Source: the annotation of a GenBank genome assembly
AUGUCAGAGUGGGAAUCAAGAUUGUGGCUAAUUAAUGACGUACUUGAUGAGGCGGACCAGAAGCCAGAUACAAACCAGGCUAUGAAAAAUUGGCUCAGCAAGCUCAGAGACUUGGCUUAUGAUGUGGAGGACAUACUUGACGAAUGCCAAACAGAAGCCUUGAAAAGAAAGUUGAAAGGUGCAAAGUCUCAAGCCAGCACAAGUACAGUGCAACCAAGUGCUGCUCUGCCUAAUGGACCCAAGCUACAGGGGAUUGGUGCCAGAUGGGAAGAUAUCAUGAAAGAGAGAAGUGAUCUUGGCUUGGACAUAAAUGUUACACGGAGGUCCAACAAAGCAAACCCAAGAGUGCAGACAACAUCACUGGUCAAGGAACCUAAGUCUGUUAGUGGAGAAAUAUGCUACCAUUUGGAUGCUAAGAAGUCAAGUGGUGCAACAUCAUAUGCAAAGGUUCGCCAUUUGUCGCUCAUUUUUCACCGGUAUGGCACCUCACAAAGGUUUGAAGCUGUCUAUGAAAUGGAGAGUUUGCGGACAUUACUGGCAAUUCGAAGUUCAUCAUUUGGAGGACUGACAUACUUAUCAAAUAAGCAAUUGAGCAUAGAACGGAUGAGUAACUUGAAAGGCAUGGCUGUUGACAAUUUUCCAUCUUUGGAGACUCUUUACAUAGGGGAUAUGUUGGAGUGGGAGCAAUGGUAUUGGUCUAAUGGUCUCAAUGAAGAUCCAGGAGGAAAGUUUCCUAAGCUGGUUGAGCUUACACUGCGAAACUGUGAUAAGUUAAUUGGGAAAUUGCCCGGGUGCCUUCCAUUCCUCAAAAAGCUUCACAUUUCCGGUUGUCGACAAUUAACAAAUUUACCUGAAAUGCUUCCAUCUCUUUGCGAAUUGACAGUUAAAGAUUGUGACGAGGUGAUUUUCAGAAUGAAGCCUAAUUUCUCCUCCCUCACGACCUUGGAAAUUAGUGGAAUUUCAGGCCUUGUAGGUUUACAUGAACCAUUUGUAGAGGCCUUAGUAGCACUUGAGGACCUGGAAAUUGAAAGAUGCCGGGAACUGAAGUACUUGUGGCAAGAUGGCGUUGAUUUAAGCAAACUUGCUAAUCUAAAGAGUUUGAAGAUCUUCGAGUGUGAGCAGCUUGUGUCAUUGGUGAAAGGAGCGAAAGGCAUUUUUCCGUACACUCUCAAAAGUUUUCAAAUGGGAGGGUGUCAUUCUAUGGAGUCGCUGCCUGAUGGGAUGAUGACAGUGAUGAGUAGCAACAAUAGCAAUCAGUGCCUUCUAGAAGAGUUGGUGAUACAAGACUGUCCAUCGCUCAAAUCACUUCCCAGGGGGAAGUUGCCUACCACGCUCAAGAAAUUAGAAGUUGAAGGAUGUAAAGAAUUAGAGUCUGAAUAUAGGUUUCUAGAAGGAAUUAUGCGGUGUGAUGCCCACCUUGAGUAUUUGCGGGUAUCCAAAUUCUCCAUCACAUCCUUUCCAACUGGCAAGUUUCCUACUCCUCUUAACACACUUAAAUUUGACGGUUGCAGAAGAAUACAAUCAUUGCCUUCCCUACUUAACCUCUCCCAUCUCACUAAAUUGAUAAUAAGAUGCUGUGAUGAGUUUGAGUCAUUCUCAGAUCAGGAAUUGCCCAAUCUUACCUCUUUAGCUAUAAUGUAUUGUUGGAAACUGAGAUCUCUACCCAAUCACAUGGACAGCCUUCGAGAAUUAUGGAUCUUAAGUUGCCCCAAUCUGGUGUCGUUUCCAGAGACGGGUUUGCCUCCUAAGCUAACUUUACUAUACGUGAUGAGUUGCAAGAAUCUGAGACAGCCAAUAUCAGAGUGGAGACUCCAUACACUCACAUCUCUUAAACAACUCACAAUCUCCAAUACAACAGAUGAGGAUUGCUUUCCAGAUGAUGAUGGUCUACUGCUUCCCACUUCGCUAACUUUGCUUCAUAUCAAAGAUCAAAAGAAACUCAAAUCCAUAUCCAGUAGCAUCCAACACCUCACCUCUCUUGAAGAAUUAUGGUUUAUUAAUUGUCCUGAACUCCAUGUCUUGCCAAAGGAGGGCUUCGCCGCCGCACUUGGACAUCUAUGGAUCUUGGAUUGUCCUCUUCUGGGAGAAAGGUGCUUAAAAGAGGAAGGGGAUUAUUGGCCCAUCAUUGCACACAUCCCUGGAGUUGAUGUCUAUCAUACCCACCCACAAAGCCAUGCGAAUCAGGUAGACUUACACCAGAGAUCUAUGGCUGUUGGAACUCACUUAUUAUGCUAUGAACUACGGAGGCACUGUGUUUUUACAAUUUCUAAGGAACAGAAGCUUGCUUUAAUAGUCCGGAAGUCUGAAUUCUCUUCUGUAGGAGCAUAUGAAGUUAUUGUGACAUUCGAAAUGCAAUGGCAGCGUUCAGAGGAAUUACCCAAAGCUCUCUCAAAAUUUUCUAUCAACCCCAACUCCAUCCCCUAUUGUUCUUCUCCAGAGGGUUCUCAUCCAAACUUUUUGUUAAAGUAUUUUGAAUUCUGGUUUGGGAGUUGCGGAGUAUGUGCUCAUAUAACUCAACUGAACCUUGAUUUCAAACCAUCAGUCACAGGUUUAUCUUUCUCCAGUACAGAAAAGACGAUAGUUGCAGCAUUUUCAGAAUUUGGAAAAGUCAUUGAAGCUAAAAUAGUAAUGGACAAAGCUCGAAACAGACCUAAAGGUUAUGGAUAUGUAACCUUUUCUAAGAAGGACGACGCUGUCAAAGCUUGUGAGGGGAUGAAUGGGAAGGUAAUUGCAUUGCUUCUCAUGGCUCCAUUCUCUAAACUGUCAAACCAAGAAUAA